Molecule: messenger RNA, 1233 nt
Organism: Notolabrus celidotus (New Zealand spotty)
Lineage: Eukaryota; Metazoa; Chordata; Actinopteri; Labriformes; Labridae
Product: chromatin complexes subunit BAP18-like
Exons: 5
Coding region: 294-800 (168 amino acids)
Cellular component (GO): MLL1 complex; NURF complex
Source: RefSeq, a predicted model, not a curated record
GAUUACGAGGCAACAUGAAGGCAGCACCGUUGUAUCCAAUGCGCGCUCAUAUCUGCAGACAGUGCUAAUGUGGCUAAUGUAGCUAAUGUAAAUAACACUGAUUAGUCUUUAAUAACAGCACAGAGCUGUUUGCUUAGACAUUAGGUCAACAAAACAUAUUCACAUGUCAUCAGCUGAUGCUCGCGAGCCACGCUAAGAGGAGCUAUGGAUGCUAUCUGAGCUAGCUCUGUUGUUAGCAUCGUACCUUAAUAACAUGAGAUCUUGAAGGAUACACAUUGUGGUUUAACAUCACCAUGACUUCAGCUUCCACUAAAGUCGGAGAGAUUUUCUCUGCAGCUGGAGCAGCCUUCACCAAACUAGGAGAGCUUACCAUGCAGCUACACCCUGUUGCUGACUCCAGUCCUGCAGGCGGUCAGACGAAGAGCGCCGUGAAGAGGAAGCUGUACGAAGACGGCGCUCUGGCCCCCAUCUCCUCCUCCGAAGGGUCCAAGAAGUCUGUGAAGAAGACAGCAGCUGCUGCAGUAACUCCGACCGUCGUCUCCGUCCCCACAGCGAAGGUGGUGGUGACGUCGGGUCUGCAGGUCCCCUCCCACAGCAACCAGGCCCCACUGAAGAAACAGAAAACUGCAGACGUGACGCUGAGCGCUCUGAAUGACUCCGAUGUGAACAGCGAUCUGGUCGACAUCGAGGGACUGGGAGAGGGAUCGAAUGCCAAAAAGCUCAACUUUGAUCAAGACAACCUGAACCUUGACUCAACCCUCAUCAUGAACCCAGGAGACCUCCCUCUGCUCUCCCGCUGACCUCUCACUUCCUGUGGACAACUCUAUCAAAAUAAGACUCAUGUUUUGAUGAACUGCCGUGUCAUACAGGACUCGAAUCCAUCAGCACUGCCAGAAACCUGUUUGGAUCAUUUUCCUGUUUUAGUUUUUAUUUUCUUUGAAAUAAUUCCACCUGAAAAUCCUCAAGUUCAGAAGAGACGGAGGAGAUGAUGUGACGGUUCAACAAGGUCUACUUCCUGUUUCCUUAAAAAGACCUCGACUCGAUGAGUGAAGAAAACUCUGCACCCAGAGGGAAACGGAUUAAAAAGCUGGAAUGUUAACUGUAUUUCUGUCAGUCUUGUUGUGUUAGCUGAUUCAUAGAUUCAUACAGAAGCCUUAGAAGGACGUUUUAGAGAAGUGUUCAGUGUAUUUAGAAAAAUAAAAACAUGACGGUUUCUGUUUAUUUUCUUUUAAA